Messenger RNA from Eruca vesicaria subsp. sativa (arugula), 794 nucleotides. The record is from the annotation of a GenBank genome assembly. NCBI's taxonomy places the organism in Eukaryota, Viridiplantae, Streptophyta, Magnoliopsida, Brassicales, Brassicaceae.
AUUUUGCUCAAAACACAAUUUUAGUAAAAGCCCAACAUUAGACUUUCUCUAGAGAGCUUUGCAAAGGCCCACCAAACUGUGCUCAGACAGAAACCAUUGUGGUUCGAAAAGACUAUUCUACAGACAGCCAUUGAUUUGCUUUCUCCUCUAAUUCCUCUCGUCACGUUCUCCACUUUUAGGGAUAUUAAUUCUACGCUCACCAAGAUCUUCAAUUGCCUGCCUCUCUCUCUCUAGAUUUCUUGAUGGUAAAAGCAUAUAAACAAGAGCAUGUCUACAAGCAUCCGUGGGAGCGGGUGAGUGCUGCCUCAUGGAGGAAGUUUUCUGACCCUGAAAACAAACGCAUCCUUUCUCAUAUCCUUGAAGUCGACACCUUGAACCGCAAACUUGACACUGACACCGGUAAACUCCACACCACACGUGCUCUCACCAUCCAUGCUCCUGGUCCAUGGUUCCUUCACAGGAUCAUUGGCCAAGACAUCUGUCACUGUGUUGAAUCUACUGUUGUCGAUGGCAAAUCACGUUCCAUGCAGCUUACAACAAAGAACAUUAGUCUGAAAAAAUUCAUUGAGGUGGAGGAGAGGAUAAGAUACGAUCCUCAUCCAGAAAAUCCAUCGGCCUGGACGGUUUGUAGCCAGGAGACAAGCAUUCGGAUCAAACCCUUGUCGGCUCUGGCCUCAAUGGCUGAGAAAGUUGAGCAGAAGUGCGCCGAGAAGUUCAUGCAAAAUAGCGUGAAAGGGCGAGAGGUUAUGGAGAGGAUUUGUAGGUAUAUGGAAGCAGAGUCCGCUCCAGUCUAA